CUGGGAGGCCUCAGAUGGUGUUGAGCUGUGGAGGGGUGUAUACGUCGCGCGCCUCGUCCGCCUCCUGCUUCUCUAAACGCAACAACUCCUCAUUUUUGGGAGCCUCCGGAUGAGUCUGUGAGCGAGGUGCGCACGCGGCCACGGGAUACAUGCGUGUGUGUGCUGGAAAUAACUUUUUAAAGUGAUUGCGGCCAAGUUUUAAGUUGUGAAAGUCUGCCGGAAAGUGAUUUUCUGUGCAUUAGUGUUUACGGUAACGGCACACACCUGGCUGGGGCCAGUUGUGUAAAGUGUGGCUGGUGUGUGUGUGUGUGUGGGGGUACCAUGGUGGCCGCCCCACCCACGGACCGUGCCCGUACCCACUCCUAAUGAUGCCCAGCAACUAUGAAUCCUGAUUAGCGCCCCUGAGAGGAAAAAAAAAGGAGAAAACCCCCCAAAUUUGGCCGGGUAGGCCUAGGCUGCCGAGGAUGUACGACGCUGCGACGGCUGCCAUUGUGGACGUGUGUGAGCCAGAGGAGCAGCAGCAUGGAGCAGACACGAGCACCGUGGAGCAGGUGUGGCAGCAGACCCAGCAGCUGAUGGAGCAGACCCAACACCUGGUCAAGCUCAUGACCCAUGUCUGCUCCCAGCAGCAGUCUGGGGUGCUCAGUACCCUCCCCUCCUCCUCUGAGUGCUCCCAGCAGCAGUCUGGGGUGCUCAGCACCCUCCCCUCCUCCUCUGAGUGCUCCCAGCAGCAGUCUGGGGUGCUCAGCACCCUCCCCUCCUCCUCUGAGUGCUCCCAGCAGCUGUCUGGGGUGCUCAGCACCCUCCCCUCCUCCUCUGAGUGCUCCCAGCAGCUGUCUGGGGUGCUCAGUACCCUCCCCUCCUCCACUGAGUGCUCCCAGCAUCAGUCUGGGGUGCUCAGUACCCUCCCCUCCUCCACUGAGUGCUCCCAGCAGCUGUCUGGGGUGCUCAGUACCCUCCCCUCCUCCACUGAGUGCUCCCAGCAUCAGUCUGGGGUGCUCAGUACCCUCCCCUCCUCCACUGAGUGCUCCCAGCAGCUGUCUGGGGUGCUCAGUACCCUCCCCUCCUCCACUGAGUGCUCCCAGCAUCAGUCUGGGGUGCUCAGUACCCUCCCCUCCUCCACUGAGUGCUCCCAGCAUCAGUCUGGGGUGCUCAGUACCCUCCCCUCCUCCACUGAGUGCUCCCAGCAGCUGUCUGGGGUGCUCAGUACCCUCCCCUCCUCCACUGAGUGCUCCCAUCAGCUGUCUGGGGAGCUCAGCACCCUACCCACCUCCUCUGAGUACUCCCAGCAGCAGUCUGAGGUGCUCAGCACCCUCCCCACCUCCUCUCAGUGCUCCCAGCAGCAGUCUGAGGUGCUCAGCACCCCCACCUCCUCUCAGUGCUCCCAGCAGCUCUCAGGAGUGCUCAGGACCCUCCCCACCUACGCACAGCAGCUCUCAGGAGUACUCAGGACCCUCGCCGCCUACUCACCAGGGUGUUGGCGAGGAUGCAGCGUGGCGGGAGCCGAGGGCGGGAGAGCGAAGCCUGCGCCGGAGGUGCACUGUGAGGGUUGUGCUGGGCCGUGCACGAGUCCGUACCUGACGGAGGAGCAGCAGCAGGUGACGUGUCGGUGGCGAGGGCCUGGCUGGAGGAGGUGGUGGUGGCGGCGGCGGCGGGGGGGCAGGUGCCAGAGUGGUGCUCACUCUCACCACCACCACAACUGUAAGACUAUGGACUUGCCAGGUUUGGUCCAGGACUGUGGGAGCAGUGCGGCGGGCCUGUCUCCCGACCCUACCACAACCACCACCACCACUACCACCACCACUACCACAACCACCACCACAACCACCACCACCCAUCAUCACUGUUGUCCGACGCCGACGCCGCCCUCCAUCACCAUCACCACCACUACCACCACCAGCACUACCACCACCACUACCACCACUGCCAGCAGCAGGGGCAGGAGCGGGGCGCCCACACUCUGGCCCAAAUGGAGGAGUGGGCCGCCCCCACACCCCUCAGUACUCACCAUACUCGUCCUCCUAGUCGCUACCUUAGCCAGGUUUACAGAGGGCUGCUCGUCGCGGUCGACGCCCAAGCCGCGGCCGCCAUCACCGACCAUGCGGCCCAACAUAACAUUCCAGACGUACGCCUGCCCCCCUGCCUACGCUGCCUGGUACUGCCUCAACGGCGCCACCUGCUUCACCGUCAAGAUCGGCGAGUCCAUCCUCUACAACUGCGAGUGUGCUGAGGGGUUCAUGGGUCAGCGGUGUGAGUUCAAGGACUUGGACGGGUCGUACCUUCCCGCGCGGGAGAGGGUGUUGCUGGAGACUGCGUCCAUUGCUGGUGGCGCCACCGUCGCCUGUGUCCUCGUGUUUAUGGUGCUCUUCGCCGUCUAUGUCUUCAUGCAGAAAGACAAAGACAAACGGAGUAGGGAGGUUGAUGAUGGAGGUAGCAACGACCGACAGCCAUUCUCAGGUUAUCAAAACCCACGGCCAGAAAUAAUCCGAACUAUCAGCAAUCCCUAUGCUCGCACCCUCGAGGAGCUGAGCCAUGUUGAAGUGCAACCAACCAAACCCGUUACCAAUGCAGAGAGCGACAAGGACAUGAACAGUAGCAGCACUGACAGCAGUGUCCAUAAGGCUCAGGAUCCUUCAUAGUGAAACUGAUAAUUUCAAUCAAUAUGCAUCUGUGGAUGCUAAACCACCAAGACCAUGCACACUGAAGCAGCAUUGUCAGGCCUUUUCUGUUGCACAUUGGCAUCCUUACUUAUCUUGGUGCUCACUAAGUACUCGGCCAACAUGGAUGUCUCACAUUGUAAGCCUAGGAGGGCUGAGUGACUGUAACUGCAUGCUUAUAGUUACAAUGGCCACCAAUUAGACAUGAAAGAAAUUGAGUAUCAACUUUAGUAUUUAGUAUGAAUGAUUUAUAUGUGGCCCAGUCUUUAAAUUUGUCUGGUUGAUGCUGAAUGUAACAUAUACUCAGUUGUCUCAAGUUGCCUGUUAUGCCGUCUUUUAGAUUCCCAGAGUAAUAUAUAAUAUUUUAGUGUGUACCAUGAAUAUGGUCUGCCUUGUGUACAUAUAGAUAAGUUUGUCUUGAAAGGUGCCUGUUUACACAUGCCCUCCAUAAUAUAGGCUUAAAAGGGUCACGUAUACCUAUAAUGAAUGUCCAGGGUGUCUAUGUUUACUCAGUUUGGCCCAGGAUUCAUAUUGUGAAACACUCAAUGCUUUAGAUUUACCCAUGAGUGUACGUGCAGAUGUGUCACAGCCGUCCAUGUGGUACUUAACUUAAUCCAGUUUGUAUGUGAAAUCCAAAGAAUAAGAACAUUAAUUUAUGUAGCUUUUUUCAUGCUUGUAUCUUCUGAGUAAAGAUGCAUAGUUUAUUUUCAUAGAUGUAUUCCUAUUUAUUUUCAUGCUGUGCUUGGAUAUUGUAUUACUGUACAUUCCCAGCUUAAGAGUUGCCCUUGUGUAAGGGUCUGGCAGGCAACUAGCCACAUAUUCCAGACAAUUCCAUUAGGUCCGUUCCAGUGCUGUCGACUCCAUAUUUAAUGGUCAGGAUUUAAAAAAAAAUAGUAACUCGUUAUUCAUCUCACAGCUCGUGUAUUAAAGUUUAAUAAUAAUUGGUCAGCGACCAUUAUGGUAAGAGUUGAUGGCACCACAGCCACUUAUGGUCUCAAAUGCUGGCAUUUGUGUUUCCUCAGCAGGUUGAUUAUUUCAGGGUACUUUCAAGAUUAAACUGCAACUCCUGUCCUUUCAAAAUUGUUGAUUUUAUUGGUCUUUCUUACAUAUACAGCCAGCAUGUCUUAGGCCCAGAAUAUUGUUGAUACCCCUUCAACACAAGGCAUCGUCAAAUGUUUAUCAUUAUUAAUGUUUAGCACUGCCAGCCUGCAAGCAUGUUACAUCAUUGCUUUGCACUAAGGAUAUCCAGUUUCAGGAUAGAAAAUUGUUAUGUACAUAUUGUAAAGAAGCAAAAUAAAACUAACAGAUGAAGUUAUCAGUGUGUUACUGAUGCCAUCCAAUAAGUAAUUUAUUCGUUUACUUAUGGUUUUGGCAUUAGAUAGCGAGGUGCUCUCCCAACCUGAUAUUGUUUAUUAUUUUGUGUUGGGAGGAGUGGCUGCUGGUGGUAACCUUGCCUGAAGGAGCAAUAUGCUGCUUAGCUUGUAACAUUUGUAUAUAAAACUAGCAAAUUAUUAGCUUAUUGCUGAUUAGCUUUUUGUGUAAGAUUUCUCUAUUUGUAAUUUUUUUGAUUAUUCCUGAUAUAGUAUUGAUUAUUUGAAAAAUAAUAAAUAAGAUUAAGGUCAUAAUUCACAAUGAUUGAGUCGCUUUGAGCACUGCUGCUCCAAUAUACCUCGCAAGUUGUUCUGGGUAUGAAGGUUAUAAUUUACCAAGUUUCUCUGCGUUGUCAAGGAAAUAUUGUUUAUAUUUUUCUUUCUAUAAUCAGGCACAAUACUCAAGUGCUUGUAACUAGUUCUGCUUUUUUUUCCCAUCUAGGAUGUACAAGGGAUGAGUUUUGAGGCUGUUUUCCUUUAUGCUCGGAGCAAUUUUAUUAGUAACAGUGCUUAAGGUGACUUGCAUUCUUUGGUCCACUUGUCACUCACAGGAACUACAUAUCAAUAUUUCCAACUGUUGGUAUUGGAGUCGAGUGUUUAUGGGCAAAACACUUGGCUUGUUAAGGUUCCUAUGAUGGUGUAUUGUAACUCUGGUUCUUUUUAGGUCUCAAUCUAUGGCAGCUUGUGCUCAGUAAGUCACAAAGGUCAUUUAUAUAGGAAAGUUGUUCCACCGAGGAAUAUUGUUCGUUUCCUGUAGCAUAUCCAGUGUUUACCUGCUUGUCAUUUAAUGUAAAACAAGUCUGUAAGCUUACAAUGUUAUCUUGCCUUUUACCCUGGUCAUAGAUUUUUAAUGGCUUCCAUAUUAAACCCAGAAGAUUAGCAAUCACCUGUGUAUUGAGAGGUUGUCCUGCACACUGUCCACGAACCGUACCUUGUGAGCAGUGCUGUACCGGUUGUCAGAGUCCCAGUAAGCACCCCUGCAUAAUUUGCAUUAGUAGAGCUUGUGUUUGUAGCAAACUAGGUAUAGUAAUUUAUAGUAAAAAAAGAUUGAGCCACAAAAUAGUAUUAACAUUCAGUAAAUGCAUAAGCCAUGUUGAAGGGAUAGGGGCCUUUGGUGUUGUCUAGCCUCACUACCUCUGAUAUGCCUUGCUAGUCCACAAAAUGCAGCUUUAACAUCGUAUACAGAUACUCAGUUGUGCAAAACGAUGCAGGCGGUGCACUUUAGCUGUCACAGUACCAAAUUUAUGUACCAUUUGUUCUUAGGGCAGGGAAACACUUUGGAAGCUGUAAUGCAAGUUGCAUCAUAAUUUUAGAUAAAGGUUAAUAUAUUCUUUAAUGCUUCCUCUAUGUAUACUUUAAUCCCAAAGUUUUAUGUACUGGAAAUCUUUAAAACAUUUGAUAUUUUGAAAUUAAUAGCCAUUUUCAUUCUCUUAUUGAUAUAGUAUUUAUUUUUUGAAAAUCCAACAACAUGGAUUUCGACCAAUUAUGUAAUGUGCUGUGGUACAUGAUUUGAAAGAUUUAAAAUAAAGGUUGUAUCUCCUCACCUGUACUACUUAGUUUAAUGUUUUAGGCCAGUACUGUGUUCUCACAGUAUGCUAGAUUACCGUUUGUGUCAGUGUAUUCCCACAGUGAUUAAAUUCCCACAUGUAGUCACAACAUAAAUUGCUGAAGUUCGUCAUGUAAUGUAAAGCAUUUCCUGCAGAAAAGUAAGGUUAAAUGUCCCAUUCAUAAAAAAAAUAAAAAUAAAAAAAAAUGGUUGCACAGGUGGAAAUGUUUAAAGAGCCACCAAUGACACUAGAAUUUCACAAUGGGGGAAGGGUUGAAUGAGAGUAAGACACUGCACACGGCAACAAUAACGGGCUGUUGUAUCUAUAUUAGACUCUCCUCCAACUUGUAAUACACUCACUCUUUAAGUCAUCAAUAGAGUACCCAGGUGCACUUGUGAAUUAAGUUACCAAUACUUUAUACUGUGCGGUACUUGAAAAGUAAUUUGUAUCCAACAGUCAUUAACGUUAAUGAAGUAAGUGAAAUAUAACAAUAGGCUUAGAGUAAUGCCUUUAGUGUCUUAAAAGUAACCUUGUAGGUUUUUAUUAUUGGUUAAUAAAAACUAGCCUCAAUCUGUUUCUGAUCAAAAAUAUUUUGAUUCCAGUUUGUUGCAGCUUGAUUAAUCAAAGGGACUUGGAAAUGAAUGAUAGCAGCUGAUUGUCUGUACAGGAAGAUGAUACAAUAUUGUUAUCCAGUGUAUUUUAUUUUAUCAAGUUACUGUCCAUAGAUGAAAUAAAGAAUUUGUUACAA
This is a messenger RNA of Procambarus clarkii (red swamp crayfish), 6322 nucleotides long. RefSeq lists its product as uncharacterized. Gene Ontology annotation, biological process: epidermal growth factor receptor signaling pathway. The record is from RefSeq and is a predicted model, not a curated record. NCBI's taxonomy places the organism in Eukaryota, Metazoa, Arthropoda, Malacostraca, Decapoda, Cambaridae. Gene Ontology annotation, molecular function: epidermal growth factor receptor binding; receptor ligand activity.